ACUGUAGGUUAAAUAUCCUGCCGGUAAAGACCCGGUCUGGUCCUCCAGUAGAAAAAGCAAAGAAAAAUGGUGGCUGAGGAGCGCGUUUCCGACAAGAAGAAGGAGUACCGCCAGCGUCUGAACCAGUACCUUCAGACCUAUGACAAGGCGUUCAUUGUCCACGCCGACAAUGUGGGCUCUCGCCAGUUCAUGGACAUCCGCAAGGCCCUGCGCCCUGGUGCCGUCAUUCUGAUGGGCAAGAACACCAUGAUGCGCUUCUGCGUGGAGAAGUACCUGGAGGAGACCGGCGACCACCGCUGGGAGUGCCUGGUCAAGCCCGGCAAGAAGGGCCUGCUGGAGGGCAACGUGGGUAUCGUCUUCACCAACGGCGACCUGUCCCAGGUGAAGGAUGAGAUCGCCAAGUACAAGGUCGGCGCGCCCGCCCGCGUGGGUGCCGUCGCCCCCGAGGACGUGGUGAUCAAGGCCGGCGGUACCGGCAUGGACCCCUCCCAGACCUCGUUCUUCCAGGCCCUCGGCAUUGCCACCAAGAUUAACAAGGGUACCAUUGAGAUCGUGUCCGACGUCGUGGUCGUCAAGGCCGGCGAGCGCGUGGGCCCCUCUCAGGCCACCCUGCUGGCCAAGCUGGGCGUCAAGCCCUUCAAGUACGGCCUGCUGAUCCUGAAGGUGAUCGAGUCGGGCGCCGUCUACGACCCCAAGGUGAUGGACAUCACCGACGAGGACAUGAUGGCCUCCGUCAUCGCCGGUAUCCGCGAGGUGGCCGCGCUGUCGCUGGGCGCCCAGUACCCCACCCUGGCCGCCGCCCCCCACGUCAUCAUCGACGGCUACAAGAACGUGCUGGCCAUCGCCGUGGAGACCGACUACACCUUCCCCCUGGCCCAGAAGGUCAAGGACUACCUGGCCGACCCCUCCAAGUUCGCCUCCGCUGCCCCCGCGGCCGCCGCCGGUGGCGCCCCCGCCGCCAAGAAGGAGGAGCCCAAGAAGGAGGAGCCCUCCGAGGAGGAGGACAUGGGCUUCUCCCUGUUCGACUAAGCGUCUGGCCCUGUGCUGGUGCGGCUGCCGUCGGGCGGAGCGAGCUCUUCUUGAGCUGGGUGCGGCUGGAGCGGGCUGGUGCCCUAGGUCCAGGUUGCGUUUGGUGUCGGUGGCAUGGGCGGUGCGGUUGCGUGGCUUGCCCACGGCGUCGCGCGUGCACCUCGCCUCGCCGGUGAAGCGCGGCUUGGAUGGGGGUGCUGGAGCACGCCUAUUGUUAUGAAAGCUGUAAGGCAUACGGUUUGA
Messenger RNA from Chlamydomonas reinhardtii, 1272 nucleotides. RefSeq lists its product as uncharacterized. Gene Ontology annotation, molecular function: structural constituent of ribosome; large ribosomal subunit rRNA binding. Gene Ontology annotation, biological process: cytoplasmic translation; ribosome biogenesis; ribosomal large subunit assembly. Gene Ontology annotation, cellular component: cytosolic large ribosomal subunit. Bases 67 to 1029 code for a protein of 320 amino acids. Lineage: Eukaryota; Viridiplantae; Chlorophyta; Chlorophyceae; Chlamydomonadales; Chlamydomonadaceae. The record is from RefSeq and is a predicted model, not a curated record. The transcript has 6 exons.